Symbiodinium natans is the source of this 2139-nucleotide messenger RNA. NCBI's taxonomy places the organism in Eukaryota, Dinophyceae, Suessiales, Symbiodiniaceae. The record is from the annotation of a GenBank genome assembly.
AUGGGACAGGAUGCAGGUGUGUACUCGACUAUCCUUCAGAGACGGCUGAGCAGAGUAGACACCAGCGGAUUCGGUUCGGGAGGCACGGAGAUCUGGCGGGAUGGCCCGCUCUCGCCAUUUCAAAAUGCCUACAAAGCUUCGGUGCAUUACGUCAGCAGCAAGAUGCCGGAGGAGAUGUUUGUCAACUCGGAGGGCGCGUACAAAGUCCCUCUGAGCUUGGUGGUGCUGUCGCUGGUGAUGAUCGUUUCUAGCGCUCCGCUGGUGCCGCUUGCGCUACCGCUGGUGGCUGCUCAUGGCGUCUGGAUUUCUGGCCGAGCUCAAACAGGUUGCGACGUGUUUCUCCGAUUUCUGGGCCUGCUCCUGUCCUGGGCCCCCCUGGCCCUUUUAGUUCCCCUGGCUCGGAUGAUUAGCACUGGGCAGACGCUCCAGCUCUUCGAGCAAGAGAAGAUCUCACGUGUGGAGGUGCUUGGGCCAUUCGUCUGCUGUGGCUUGGCUUCCCUCAUCUUCUUCUCAGACGUCUUCUUUUACAUCGUCGAGCGGGCCUGUGCCUGGAUGGUUUGGGACGAGUUCGCCGAGCUCGAAGAAAAGGUCUUCGAAGUGGACGAAGAUGUCAUGCGGCAUCCGAAGCUGGUGGCCCGGGUGGUUCACUUUCUCGAGCAGCUGCGUGAGAACAUCCGGGUCCAGAGCGCCGUCUUCAAUCGCAGCUACGUGGUGCAGUCGGAGUUCGAGCGCCGGAUCCUCUAUGCUCUGGAGGGUGGCGACCACCGCCGAUGGCUGGAGAGCGCCCCGCUGCUCAACCAACGCAACAAGGAGUCGUGGAGACUGAGCGUUGGGUCUCUACUGGCAGGGCUGGUCCAGGCGACGCUGCCGUCCAUCUCGCGGGUCUGCCUCGGAGUGGAGGAGCCUCUAUUCUGCGACUCCGGAAUUCUGAUGUUCAUCCGGAUCACGUACUGCUUGACUGCCUUCGCGACAGCGGCAUAUGUUGCCCGUCAUUGUAUCGGUACGCUGAUGAGGCUUCACACCUUUCAGCUGCGUUGCCUGGCCAUCCUCUACCUGGUUGCUCCCGACAAGAGGCGGAAGGCCCUGGGCUGGCAGUACUGGAGCCUCAUGGAGGGCCUGCGGCUCACCUUGCCGGAGGAUCAUCCUGAAGCGGAUGGCCAGGAGACGCCAACGAGCCAACAUUCGCAGAGGAAGCUCUGGCUGGUGGACGAGCGGCGGCACACGAAGAACGAGCAGGAUGCCUUCACCAAGCUUCUUUUCGCUUGCACGGAUUCGAUGAGGUACACACUGUUCUUCGAUGACGUCCGUGAAGGACGUCCGCAGGGUGAAGAGGUGCAGAGAACUGGGAGCCUGGAGAAGUUCCAGAAUGUGAACAGCGAGCUGACCGAGAUCUCCCUGAGGAAGAACGAGUCGGGGGGGCACGACAAGCCCUUGCGCAAGCAAACGAGGCGUCGAGCUACUGUCGUGGGCGACGACGAGCAACUGCAGGAGGAGCAACCCUGUCCCGCUCACAACAAAGAGGUCAAGAUCUUGGCCGCACGGCGCUUCUCCUUGCUCCGCAUAGUCACGCGUGCGAACGCAUUGGUCCUUCAGGUGCACGUUGAGAAGCUGCUCAUCGGCAUGGUUGUCGUCACCGUGCUGUACGUGACCAGCGAAAUGCUUCUGGUGGCCUCAGAGGACUCCCUCACCUCGGCGAGCAUCGUUUGCCUCAGCAAUCUCUUGGCCAUCUUCGUCCUGGUGUUGAGCAUUCUCAACAAACUCGUCGCGUUGAACCAGAUGUUUCGCGAAGACACGCUGAAGGUUUUGCAGUCUUGGAAAGAGAAGCUGGAUCGGCUGCGCUUUGAAGUCACCCUGGACAUGCCAAUCGGCUCCGCGCGCACGCACAUGGACAGUUUUUUCCUCAGCCUGCUUGAUCCUGUGACGGAUAUGGUCGACUUCAUCAAGAACUGGCAGCAGCCAAUCUCACUCUGCGGUGUUGAGAUCACGAGCACCAAGCGCAACCAGGUGCUGGUACCCAUGCUGAGCGGCGUCUUCUACAUUCUGGGCCGGGCGCUGAUGCAGGUGAACUGGGCCAGCCGCCUCGAGGUCAUCGCACAGCAGACAGCUGGUGUUGAGCUCGGGCAACUGGGAAUCACCUAA